Messenger RNA from Centruroides sculpturatus (bark scorpion), 930 nucleotides. RefSeq names its product glucose dehydrogenase [FAD, quinone]-like. Gene Ontology annotation, molecular function: flavin adenine dinucleotide binding; oxidoreductase activity, acting on CH-OH group of donors. The transcript is spliced from 6 exons. Lineage: Eukaryota; Metazoa; Arthropoda; Arachnida; Scorpiones; Buthidae. The record is from RefSeq and is a predicted model, not a curated record. Bases 1 to 876 code for a protein of 291 amino acids.
AUGUAUAAGUUAUUAAUACCUAUCAAAGCAGAUCUGCCAGUGGGAAGAAACUUGCAUGAUCACGCUUCUACGACUGGAUUACAGUUUCAAGUGAAUACUUUCACAUUUGCGGAUCACAGAAUUACGAAAGAGUUUUAUGAAGAUGCUUUACUUAAUGGAAAAGGACCACUAACAUCUUCUGGCGGCGUUGAUGCAAUUGGAUUUAUAAAUUCUAAAUAUAACGAACAAUUUGAUAGACCUGAUAUUGAGAUAUUUUUAGUGUCAGGAUCUAUAACUACUGGAACAGCUCUAAGAACACUUCUCGGACCAAAUGAAGAGUUACAACAUGCCUUAGAUAAGUUUAAAGAUUCGGAUGUUAUCACCUGUAUUCCAUUUGUUACACGUGCAAAAAGUCGAGGGACUCUGAUACUAAAUUCCACAGAUCCAUACGAGAAACCGUUAAUUGAUCUUAAUUACUUUUCUCACCCGUAUGAUAUAAAAAUUCUUAUAGAAGGAAUGAAGUACUGUUUAAAAUUGACAUCGACAGAACCAAUGCAACGAUUCGGAGCUCGUCCUCUUCCUUACACUAUACCUGGAUGUGAAAAAUAUGAAUGGCUUAGUGACGAAUAUUUAGAAUGUAUGGCCAUUACUUUUCCUUUUGCUGCUCAUCAUUUUGUUGGAACGUGCAAAAUGGGUCAUCCUACUGACCCAACUACAGUAGUUGAUCCAAAACUUAAAGUUAAGAACGUAAAAGGAUUAAGAGUAGUGGAUGCUUCGGUUAUUCCAAACAAUAUAGGAUGCCACACCAUGGCGCCCGUCAUGAUGAUUGCUGAUAAAGUCUCGGAUUACAUUCUAGAUGAUUAUAAAAGAAAUCAUCAAUAUGAAUACAGAAAGUAGUUAUUUCCUUCGUAAAUUUAGAAAUGUAAAUAUACAAAAAUGUUUAAUAAAAUU